Messenger RNA from Microcebus murinus (gray mouse lemur), 794 nucleotides. It is a transcript of the gene SCRG1, whose product is annotated as stimulator of chondrogenesis 1. Gene Ontology annotation, cellular component: neuron projection terminus; Golgi apparatus. Lineage: Eukaryota; Metazoa; Chordata; Mammalia; Primates; Cheirogaleidae. The record is from RefSeq and is a predicted model, not a curated record.
UCCUUGUAUAGACUAGUUAUUUCCCUCUGUAAAGAAGCUGUUCAGUCCGCUCUCGCCUGGUUUGGAAGGAUCCAAGGGAGGCAGUUCUUGCAGUCCUGUCUCCUUCACGCCCCUCCUCUCCCCAGUCCUGGCUAGAGCAGAGUCUGUGUGGGGAUUCCAGGCAAGAGACAAGGCAGACAAAGGUUCAUUUGUGAAGCACCUCCUUCCAGCACCUCCUCUCAUCUCCUUUUGCCCAAACUCACCCAGUGAGUUGAAGCAUUUAAGAAGCUUCCUCUGACAAGAAGAUCAAAAGGAAAGGAGAAGAAGGGGCCAAAAGCCAAAAUGAAAUUUAUGGUACUUGCUGUCAUUGUUGGGCUAACAUUGCUGCUGGGCAUCCAAGCCAUGCCUGCAAAUCGUCUCUCUUGCUACAGAAAGAUACUAAAAGAUCGCAACUGUCACAACCUUCCAGAAGGAGUACCUGACUUGACACAGAUUGAUGUAAAUGUCCAGGAUCAUUUCUGGGAUGGAAAAGGAUGUGAGAUGAUAUGUUACUGCAAUUUCAACGAACUGCUCUGCUGCCCAAAAGAUAUCUUCUUUGGACCAAAGAUCUCUUUUGUGAUUCCUUGCAAUAAUCCCUGAGAAUCUUCAUGUAUUCCGGAGAAUACCAUCCCUGAUUUCCCACAAACUGCCCUAUUAUCAGUGUAAUUGCAUUUCUAGUUUAUGUCCAGUGCAAUAAAGCACAGAUUCUAUAAAUUCUUACUUGUCUAAGAUAAGCAUACCUGUGUUAAAUAAGUAGUAAUAGAAGUUAAUUCCAU